Molecule: messenger RNA, 4363 nt
Organism: Cavia porcellus (domestic guinea pig)
Lineage: Eukaryota; Metazoa; Chordata; Mammalia; Rodentia; Caviidae
Gene: Sack1b
Product: family with sequence similarity 83 member B
Exons: 5
Coding region: 210-3251 (1013 amino acids)
Biological process (GO): signal transduction
Cellular component (GO): membrane; cytoplasm
Molecular function (GO): protein kinase binding
Source: RefSeq, a predicted model, not a curated record
GGAGGCUCCAGCGCUGGCCGCGCGCGGCUACGGGGCCGCCGCCGGUGUGCAGGGGACCCGCCCUCCGCCGCGCUGCUGCUCGCCGCUCCUCCCCCUGCGCGGCGCCCGCCGCCCCUUCCCGGAGCAGACCUGCGCGGGCGACACCCAGGUUUCCUCUCGACCCUGCAUCCAUGGACAUUUGAAAGUGCCACAGUCAGACACUCGCAAGCAUGGAGACCUCUUCGAUGCUUUCCUCGCUAAAUGAGGAGUGUAAGUCUGACAACUACAUCGAGCCCCACUACAAGGAAUGGUACCGACUAGCUGUGGACACUCUGAUCGAACACGGGCUGGAAGCAUACCAAGAAUUUCUUGCCAAAGAACGAGUCUCAGACUUUCUAGCUGAGGAGGAAAUUAAUUACAUUCUGAAGAAUGCCCAGAAGCCCACACAGAGCACUGCACAUGGGGCUGGAACUGAUGGUUCCAGUGAUGACAACUCAUCUUCGGUAACGUACUGGCCCCUGGAAUCGGACGUGGAGCCCCCCAAUCUUGAUUUGGGCUGGCCGUAUGUGAUGCCCGGACUCCUAGGGGGCACUCACAUAGACCUCCUCUUCCACCCACCGAGAGCACAGCUGCUAACUAUAAAGGAAACUAUUCGGAAGAUGAUCAAGGAAGCAAGAAAGGUCAUUGCGUUAGUUAUGGAUAUAUUUACAGACGUGGACAUUUUCAAAGAAAUAGUGGAGGCGUCAACUCGAGGCGUAUCUGUGUACAUUUUACUUGAUGAGUUCAACUUUAAUCACUUUUUCAGUAUGACUGAAAAACAGGGCUGUCAGAUUCAACGUCUUCGGAACAUUCGAGUUCGGACUGUGAGAGGCCAAGAUUAUCUUUCAAAACUGGGAAUAAAAUUCCAUGGAAAAAUGGAGCAGAAAUUUUUGUUAGUUGACUGUCAGAAAGUCAUAUACGGUUCUUACAGCUACAUGUGGUCCUUUGAGAAAGCUCACCUCAGCAUGGUUCAGGUAAUCACGGGCCAGCUUGUCGAGUCCUUUGAUGAGGAAUUCAGAACUCUCUACGCCAGGUCCUGUGUUCCCAGCCCAUUUGCCCAGGAGGAGCUGUCGAGGUCCAGGCAAGGCAGUGUGCCCUGGGAGAACGGCAUGUGUCAGCGCUCGGUUUCUUCCUUAGCUUCCAUUUCCAGCCAGAGAAACUUUUUUGGAAGACAAGACAAAAUUCAUAACCUGGAUUCUAGUUACUACAAAGGCAGGGGGAUCUAUGCCCUCAAUGAGUAUGACAAGUAUAGCAUCAGAAAUCACGGAUACAAACCUCAUUUCGUGCCAAACUUUAAUGCUCCAAGUACAGUGCGUCAGUUGCAACCAAGUCAGAAAAAUGAAAACUGGAAAAGGCAUAGUUACGCUGGGGAGCAGCCGGAAACAACACCCUACCUGCUGCUUAACCGGGCUCUGAAUCGAGCCAAUAACCUACCUGGGAGCUGGAAAAGGCCGUCAGAUAGCCUCAGUGUAGCGUCUUCCUCGCGAGGGGGCUAUGCAGGCCUCUACAACACGCCUGCCCAGAGCUUUGCAGACCGGCUCGCCCAGAGGAAGACAGUCAAUCUCCCCGAAAGGAAUUCUAACGUGCGCAGGUCUUUCAAUGGGACAGACAAUCACAUUCGCUGUUUGCAGCAACGAAUGCCAACCCUGGAGCACACCACCAAGUCAUUCCUGCGCAGCUGGAGGAUUGAGUCCUACUUAAAUGAUAAGUCAGAAGCUGUGCUGGAUUCAAAUGGUUCGGCCUUAGGCGAGCGCUGCGAAGGCUGUGAGGGUCCUGAGAACCUGAAAACCAGCACCCCUUACACGCAUUCUCGCCUUCGUUCCUCUUUUGCAUUUAAGCCAACUUUACCUGAGCAGCAAGAAGUUAACAGCUGUACGACGGACUCUUCAAAUUCAACCAUCAUUGGUUCCCAGGGAAGUGACACACCUAAGAAGGUCCCAGACACCCCUAAGGAUGCACAGCGUUUGACACAGAAACCUCAGCCCGAAUCAGGUCCCAAGACCCUGACACAGUCAGAGGCACCAAAACCCCUCAUGCUGCCAGUUCCUGAACACCAGUCAGUAGUUUUAAACCAAGCAGCAAAGAGCCACACAGAAGCAAACCACUAUAUGCAUGCAGGCUUGAGUGUCGAUAAGCAGACAGAAAAACUCAAGAGUCAACAACAGGAAAAUCUGCUUAAAAGACGAAGUUUUCCAUCCUUUGACCACUCAAAAUCCAAUUUAGGUCAUGGAAACAGUAAGAAUUAUGUAUAUAGUACACUCACAAGGAAUCAAGUUAGACAACCAGAAAAACCCAAAGAGGAUUUGCUGAAAAGCUCUAAAAGUAUGCACAAUGUGGCCCAAAACCUAGUAGAGGAGGAGGCGGCCAGGAGGGUCCCCGCUGGCAGCACCGCUACCAAGUCCGUUUCCAUUGCUGCUUUACUUGAUGUGAAUAAAGAGGACCCUAAUAAGGAACUCACUUCAAAGAAAGACGUCAAGGGAUCUCCGAGUUUUUUGAAAAAGGGAUCUCAGAAGUUAAGGUCCUUACUUAGCCUUACCCCAGAAAAGAAAGAAAAUCUAUCCAAAAAUAAAACAUCUGCAUUCUACAGAAUGUGCAGUAGCUCCGACACAUUAGCGUCCGAGGGUGGAGAGAAUCAAAAACCAAAGAAAUCAGAACGCAAAGCUGAUUUGUCUCCCAGAAGGAAGCAUUCUUCUUCAUCAAACUCGCAAGGCAGCCUCCACAAGAGUAAGGAAGAUGUAACGACAGUCUGCCCAUCUCAGGACAUCACUUCUCCAUCAGAUGAAGGCAAUAGAAUAAUACCUUCUCCAAGUCCAACUGGGAGAAAGUUCUUGGAGAAGGAAGCCGAUGCCUCCACCCCACGAUUUAACACUGAGCAGAUCCAGUACCGGGAUUCAAGGGAAAAUCGUGGGGUUGUCGCUCCUGAAAGAAGAUUAACCUCUUCCCCAAGGCCGAAGCCCAGCGAGCUGCUGAGGUCUCACUCCACAAACCAGCGUGUUUAUAGUCGUUUUGAGCCAUUUUGUAAGAUCGAGAGCGCCUUUCAGCCAGCAGGCAAUGUUCCAAACGCCAGUCUAAACCACCCAGAAAGAAAAUGCACAUCUAUAGGCAACAGUUACGGCAGGUCCAGCCCAAUGCUUAAUUACAAUGCUGGUGUUUAUCAGGCAUAUCAACCCAACGAAAACAAGUUUCGAGGGUUUAUGCAAAAGUUUGGGAACUUCAUACACAAAAACAAAUGAAAUACUACGAUCUCAGUUAGCCAUGUGACUACUGAUGUUUGCCCAGGGAAUGCUGCAGAAAGUUUUGUACUGUGCCAGCAGACUUCUUAGGUACAGACUGUGGAACAAUGUUCAUGUUCUCCAGUGCAUAGUGUAGUGUACAGCAAAGUGACCAUUUCACGUGCUAAAAUUAGUUACACUUAAUUUCUCAGAGAUGGACUUUCCUUGUAAACUUUUUAAGUGGUAAUGGUAAAAAGGAAAAAAAAAAGAUGUGGUUAAACUAUUUUCUUCAUACUGAGACUUAAGUGUUUAAUUAGAAACUCUAGUGAAAAUAUAGUGUAUGGAUUUUAACCAUUCAUUCCAAAGUCCUUCCUCUUAAAAAAGUGUCAUAUUUCUGAAGUGAUGCUUUAUAAUACAUGUUUGUGGUGUUUUCAUAAUUUUCAAAAAAUAUAAGAAACAGGACAAAGCUUUUUAAAUUUUUAACUAAUUUUAAAUUCUACAGGAUAACUUGUUAUAUUUUUAAUAUUUUAUGAAUGUUUUCUAUGGAGCAUUUUGUACCUGUGUGGGCAAGAAGGGUAUCAUUGAAACUUUAGCUCAACACUCCAGCAAAGUGAAACAGUGUCAUCCCCACCUCCCCACACCCUGUCCCCACAGUGACAGGCACAGAGCGCUCUUCAGAUCCUUGCAAAGCGUCUCAGGCAGCGCCUCUCUCCUGACUGGGCCCAGAAGCCCACCUGUGCUCUCCCAGCAGCUGUCCAUCUUCUGCAAUUAUUUGCUUCUUCAAAUUGACAAGAAGCAGAAAUUUGGAACACAUGGGUUAUUUUUAGCCUUUGUAUCUAAUAUAUCAAAACCUGCAAGAGAUAUAAGUUUCUGUCUAAAUUUUUAUUGUAAAUUAACAUACUGAGAUGUUUUACUUGCAAAAUGGUUUGUUCUUUUUCAAUUUGAGCCAAAGAGUGUGUCAAAGCCUAGGGUGAUAAAGAAUGAGCAGAGAAUGCUCCCACACUUAAUAUAACCUGGUCAUUUUUCAGCUGCCUGGAUCUUAAUUUGUUGAUGACAUUCAAAUUAGAAGAUACUCUAAUUUGAAGAUACUUUGCCUUACUCACAGAAAUGAAAUAAAAAUUUUAUAUACAUUA